Messenger RNA from Ceratitis capitata (Mediterranean fruit fly), 849 nucleotides. RefSeq lists its product as uncharacterized. The record is from RefSeq and is a predicted model, not a curated record. Bases 19 to 522 code for a protein of 167 amino acids. The transcript has 3 exons. NCBI's taxonomy places the organism in Eukaryota, Metazoa, Arthropoda, Insecta, Diptera, Tephritidae.
ACCAACAACAACGCUGCAAUGGCAUUCAAACAGGGCUUGCCCACGGCUUCGUCCAUUUACCAAAGGAACAAUAGUCGACGCUUGCAACAUAAUAACACCGCUGCUGCUGGUAUGCUGGGUGUAUUGGGUGGUGUUGGUGAAAAACCGUUAACAUUUUCCACAUCAAAAUCGACAACAGCAAAUAAUCAGCAUCAAUACACGAAUUACAAUUGCGACAACAACAAUAGAAAUAACAAUAGUUAUAAUGCUGCCACCAAUGCCGCCGUUGGUGCUGCCACCGCUGCCACUGCUGUCUCAAGCGCCUCCAAUGCCGUUGCUGCUAAUAAUACAACAAAGACAACUGUUACAGGCACCAUUCCCAAUUGUAGCGACAACAACAAUUACAGUUACAACAAAAAUUCAUGCAAUGCAACAACAACAACAACAACCAUUGACGACGACACUGACCACGACGACGAUCUGUUGAUGAUAACGCCCGAUAAUACAGCAACAGCAACAGCUACAACAACUAUUAAUUCAUAAACAGCAUAAAACUUAUAUUUGUGAGGACUCACAUAUAUAUGUAUAAUAAAUAAAAAUAAAAAUAUACAUACAUACUUACAUAUAUCUUAGCUAGUAAGGACUCUUAAAGCGAAGCGAAUCGAAGUGUUUAAUAUGUAUAAUGACACCAAACCAUUUGCUUGUAGACACAUAUACAUACAUACACAAAUGACGUGCGAAGUUGACUCCACAACAGAUUUUCACUUUUUAUUGCAAUUAAUGACUUAUUGGCGAAGAGGACGACGCAGUGGAAAAAGGAAAUAGAGUAGAAGGAAAUUCAAAAAAAAAAAAAAAAAAAAAAAAAAAAAU